AUGGCCACUCUGGUCGCUUCGUCGUCGUCAUCGUCAUCGGAAUCAGGUACUGACUCUAAGGCAGCGACAAAGACGACGUCGACUGAGGGUGGCAACACCACUAUGAACCAAAAGUUCUGUGCACUCGAUAGUAAAACGUCAACCUCUUUUUGCAAUCGUGCACCGCCAAACACUCGAUUUGAGACUCUACCAAACGAAUUGGAGGUGAUCGAAUUUCUUCAUGAACAUUUCGUCACUAUCGAACCAAUCCUUUCAAGUCUUUGUGUUUCAAAUACAGAUGAGCUUACCACUUUGCUAUGUGAUGUGGUUAAUGACUGUAUAACGUGCCCGGCAUCGAACGUGAUUCGAGAUAUCGGAUCUGGGCGUCUCUUAGGAGUCUGCCUAGCAAGCAGAUCAUGUCUUUUCGAAAAACAGGAGUGA
Messenger RNA from Angiostrongylus costaricensis, 420 nucleotides. Lineage: Eukaryota; Metazoa; Nematoda; Chromadorea; Rhabditida; Metastrongylidae. The record is from the annotation of a GenBank genome assembly.